GGACAAAGAUUACAUUAACAGAACCGAACAGCUUACACUUCCAAAGUACGAGAGAACUCAGAGGCAGAAACAACUCCCCAGCAAAAAGUAUGAACCUUUCCACAAGAUUGGGAGGAAAGCUGCCUCUUUUUUUCAACACUCGUGUUCCUCUCAGAGGUGCUGCUUAAUCCACAAUUUAAUCGGGUGCCCAAGUUGGGGUUUGUUCCAUUUUUGCAACAGAAGAGGAGAUUUCGAGGUGGUUUUUCAAAGAAAAUGGGUUCCAAUGUGGAAAGGUGCGAGGUGGGUGUUGAAAGCAAGUUGGGGUUGGUUCACCCUGCAACAAAAUUCUAUGCUGAUGAAGCUGUUAUAGCUCUCAAAGCUGGGAAAGUUAUUGCAGUGCCUACGGAUACACUUUACGGAUUCGCUUGUGAUGCUUGUUCUUCAGAAGCAGUAAAUAAGAUUUACGAGAUCAAAGGACGCAAGCAUACCAGUCCUCUUGCGAUCUGUGUUGGGGAUGUGCCAGACAUAAAGCGCUUUGCUGUCACAGACCAUUUACCUUAUGGCUUACUUGAUUCUCUGCUGCCUGGACCCGUUACUGUUGUGCUAGGGCGAGGGGAAUCAAGCAUUCUUGAGAAGUCCUUGAACCCAGGAUUAGAUAGCAUAGGAGUGCGAGUACCUGACUCUGACUUCAUUAGGAUUAUUGCCCGCGAUGCAGAAAGUGCACUGGCUCUUACAAGUGCUAACCUAAGUGGGCAGCCUAGUAGUGUGAGCAUCAACGAUUUUGAGAACCUGUGGGAACACUGUGCAUAUGUUUAUGAUGGUGGUGUGCUUCCAGCAGGCCGUGCUGGUUCAACGGUUGUGGACCUUACUAAGCCAGGAAAAUACAAGAUUCUUAGACCUGGAAGUGCUAAGGAAGAAACCGUUGCAAUCCUUGAGAAGUAUUCUCUUCUUGAAGAAGCAGCAAGUCGUUGAAGAGGAAAUCGGAUGGAUGUUAUAUUGUUUUACAACUUUCAGCAGGAAACAAAAAAGGAUUCUUUUUGGGCACAGGAGAGAAGUGUCUCUACGGUAAUUGUAUCUCUUUCACCAAAACACAUUCAUCUGUUGUAUUCUUAGGUUCCACUAGACCCAAUCUUGGAUAUGAGAAUUUUAGUAGAUAGUUAAAAAAGGACAGCUUUUAUAGUCACUGGAAAUGAAUUUCAUUUCACUUUCUUUGGCAACUCA
Messenger RNA from Theobroma cacao (cacao), 1200 nucleotides. RefSeq names its product DHBP synthase RibB-like alpha/beta domain-containing protein. Gene Ontology annotation, cellular component: cytoplasm. Gene Ontology annotation, biological process: regulation of translational fidelity. The record is from RefSeq and is a predicted model, not a curated record. Lineage: Eukaryota; Viridiplantae; Streptophyta; Magnoliopsida; Malvales; Malvaceae. Gene Ontology annotation, molecular function: nucleotidyltransferase activity; tRNA binding; double-stranded RNA binding.